AAUUUAUCAUGGAGGAAGUUGCAACGUUGCCGCUUUGCCUUCUUCCCCAUGCCAACCAUUUUGUUCUCUCAUUCACUUCUUCUGUUGGUGUGCCAGGAGUGGAGUCGGCACCAUGAGCAACCUACGUCUCCAGAAGAGGCUCUCUGCCUCAGUUAUGAAAUGUGGCAAACGAAAAGUUUGGCUUGACCCCAACGAAGUUAAUGAAAUAGCAAAUGCUAAUUCAAGACAAAACAUUCGUAAAUUGAUCAAGGAUGGUUUGAUCAUCAAGAAACCAGUUGCUGUUCAUUCUAGAGCACGUGUCCGUAAGAACACUGAAGCACGCCGUAAGGGAAGACAUUGUGGCUUCGGUAAGAGGAAAGGUACUGCAAACGCGCGUAUGCCUCAAAAGCUCCUCUGGAUUCGUCGUAUGCGAGUGUUGCGUCGUCUCCUUAAACGAUACAGGGAAGCCAAGAAAAUCGAUCGGCAUUUGUACCAUAACUUGUACAUGAAGUCAAAGGGUAAUGUCUUCAAGAACAAGCGUGUAUUGAUGGAGUUUAUCCACAAGAAGAAGGCAGAGAAGGCCCGCAGCAAGAUGUUGAGUGAUCAAGCUGAAGCUAGACGGUUGAAGGUGAAGGAAGCUCGCAAACGACGAGAAGACCGCAUUGUUCAGAAGAAACAAGAGCUGAUCAAGGCCUUCCAAAAAGAGGAAGAGAGCAAGAAGUGAAGCUGAACUGUUCAAUUGUUGAAUCUGCCAUAUGAUUGUCUGUUAACAUGGAUGUAUGUCUAAUGUCGGAUAACAAUACAGUUGGUUUCCUUUA
Molecule: messenger RNA, 797 nt
Organism: Daphnia magna
Lineage: Eukaryota; Metazoa; Arthropoda; Branchiopoda; Diplostraca; Daphniidae
Gene: RpL19
Product: 60S ribosomal protein L19
Exons: 4
Coding region: 113-703 (196 amino acids)
Biological process (GO): translation
Cellular component (GO): cytosolic large ribosomal subunit; ribosome
Molecular function (GO): RNA binding; structural constituent of ribosome
Source: RefSeq, a predicted model, not a curated record